AUGGAAGGGGUGGGCAGCGACUACCCCGCCAUUGCCCGGCGCACCAACCGAAGCGUCCUGGAGUUGACCCAUUACCUGGGCGGGCUGUUCGACCAGCGCCGGCGGCACCCGCGGGCCGAUCUGAUCAGCGAUCUGAUCGCGGUCGAGGCCGGGGGGGACCGGCUCAGCCAGGCCGAGCUGUUCGGCAUCUGCUCUUUCUGCUGGAGGCCGGCCACGAAACCACCACCGGCCUGA
Molecule: messenger RNA, 234 nt
Organism: Geodia barretti
Lineage: Eukaryota; Metazoa; Porifera; Demospongiae; Tetractinellida; Geodiidae
Source: the annotation of a GenBank genome assembly